CUUUCCCUCUCUUCUAUCUUUUUUUCCCAUCAUCAAUGGAGCUCCAGCUCCACGCUUCCUGGUUCUUGCAUUUUCUUCAAGACCCUUGUUUUUCCCUUCUUUUAUUCUCUUCUUCCCUUGUCUUUUCUCUGCUCCUGCUCUACUUACUCAAACUAAACAAGCCUUGGUGCAACUGUGAAAUCUGUCACGCUUAUCUCACGUCCAGCUGGACCAACGAAUUUGAAAAUCUUUGUGAUUGGUAUGCUCAUCUUCUGAAAAACUCUCCGGGUCGGACCAUCCACAUACAUGUUCUUGGAAACACCAUCACCGCCAACCCGGAUAACGUGGAGUACAUGCUCAAAACAAGAUUUGAGAACUUCCCUAAAGGCAAAUCCUUCUCCGUCAUCUUGGGUGAUUUUCUGGGUCGGGGCAUAUUCAACGUGGACGGGGAUUUAUGGAGAUUCCAGAAAAAGAUGGCGAGUCUAGAGCUCAACAGGUACUCCAUGAGAUCGUAUGCUUUGGAGAUUGUCAAUGACGAGAUUAAAACCCGGCUUCUCCCGCUUUUAUCCAAAAAAAAAGAUGGGGUUCUGGAUUUACAAGACUUGUUUCGGAGAUUUUCGUUCGAUUGCAUCUGCAGAUUCUCGUUCGGGCUGGACCCCAGAUGCUUGGAGUUGUCACUGCCCAUGUCGGAAUUCGCUGUUUCCUUUGACCUUGCUUCGAAAUUGUCUGCCGAGAGAGCCAUGACUGUCUCCCCGCUUGUUUGGAAAAUCAAACGGAUGCUCAAUCUAGGAAGUGAGAGGAAAUUACGAAAAGCUAUUAGCAUGAUCAACAUUUUGGCAGAAGAAGUCAUUAGGCAGAAGCGCAAAAUGGGAUUUUCCACUCACAAAGAUCUUUUGUCGCGGUUCAUGAGCUUCGUGAAUGACGAAAUAUAUUUGAGAGACAUCAUCAUAAGCUUCCUCUUAGCGGGCCGCGACACGGUUGCAUCAGCCUUGACUAGCUUCUUCUGGCUGUUGGCAAACCACCCGGACGUCGAGUCAGCACUCCGGCAAGAAGCCGACCGGGUCGUCGGAGCAGACCGGGAGCUGACAAGCUUCGAACAACUCCGGGAGCUCCAUUACUUUCAAGCUGCAGUGUAUGAAAGCAUGAGACUCUAUCCGCCUAUACAAUUCGAUUCCAAGUUUUGUCAAGAAGAUGAUGUUCUGCCAGACGGGACUUUUGUGAGGAGAGGCACUAGGGUUACUUACCAUCCAUACGCAAUGGGUCGGGUCGAAGAAAUAUGGGGUUCGGAUUGCUUGGAAUUCAAGCCAGAAAGGUGGUUGAAGGAUGGUGUAUUUUUCCCGGAAAACCCUUUCAAGUACCCAGUUUUCCAAGCUGGGCUUAGGGUCUGUUUGGGGAAAGACAUGGCUCUAGUGGAGCUCAAAACGGUGGCGUUUUCAUUGCUUCGUCGGUUCCACAUCGACUUGGCGAAACCGAGCCGCACGCCGCGGUUCUCCCCCGGUCUCACCGCCUCUUUCAGCGGCGGGAUACCGGUUUUGGUACGAGAAAGAUGAGAAAACUGCUGUAUAAUUCGUAUCAGUCAUAAAGUUUGAUCGGAUUCUUCAAACACUUGCAACUAUUAUGAUGCAUAUUAGCAUAUCAUGCCUACCUAGCCCGUACGUGCACCAAUGAGAUUGCCGCUUGUACUGAUCUAGAGGAGUGUGACGUGCGAUGUGAUGCCCACAGAGGGCUUGCACAUACCAGAAUGUCUGCUUGGUGUCGGUAGCUUUCGUUUUUUUCUUUUUAAUCUCGGUGUACAAUAUGAUUUAUGUAGCUGGUGUUUUUUGACUGUGCAGAUAGACAUUCCUUCGUGGAAUAUUAAUCC
This is a messenger RNA of Corylus avellana, 1840 nucleotides long. The record is from RefSeq and is a predicted model, not a curated record. Lineage: Eukaryota; Viridiplantae; Streptophyta; Magnoliopsida; Fagales; Betulaceae.